This is a messenger RNA of Striga hermonthica, 291 nucleotides long. The record is from the annotation of a GenBank genome assembly. NCBI's taxonomy places the organism in Eukaryota, Viridiplantae, Streptophyta, Magnoliopsida, Lamiales, Orobanchaceae.
AUGUGUCUAGGCUCAAAUACAGAGUGGACACAAUCACAACUACUUCAUUCUCUUCCAAGAAAACCGAAGCGAACGAGGGUUCAUAUUCGCCGUCGUCUUUCAAGAAGGAGGGCCCGACGGGAUGAAAAAGUCGAUGCGGUUAUGGAGCUCAAGAACUUGAAGCUGUACAUGGAGAACAUAACCAUCAUGGAGGAAAACGAGAGAUUGAGGAGGCAAGCGAGUCUACUUCAGCAAGAGAAUCGUAGUUUGAUGUCCGAGUUUCAAAGGAGAUUUUCCAAUAAUUACAAAUGA